This is a messenger RNA of Sapajus apella (tufted capuchin), 580 nucleotides long. Its product is annotated as tubulin beta chain-like. NCBI's taxonomy places the organism in Eukaryota, Metazoa, Chordata, Mammalia, Primates, Cebidae. The record is from RefSeq and is a predicted model, not a curated record. Gene Ontology annotation, cellular component: microtubule; cytoplasm. Bases 1 to 378 code for a protein of 125 amino acids. The transcript has a single exon. Gene Ontology annotation, biological process: microtubule cytoskeleton organization; mitotic cell cycle. Gene Ontology annotation, molecular function: GTPase activity; structural constituent of cytoskeleton; GTP binding.
AUGUCCAUGAGGGAGGUGAAUGAGCAAAUGUUCAACAUUCAAAAUAAGAACAGCAGCUACUUUGCUGAAUGGCUCCCUCACAACGUGAAAACAACCGUCUGUGACAUCCCACCCCUGGGGCUAAAAAUGUCGGCCACCUUCAUUGGUAACAACACAGGGAUCCAAGAGCUCUUCAAACGCGUCUCCGAACAGUUUACAGCUAUGUUCAGGCACAAGGCCUUCCUGCACUGGUGCACGGGCGAGGGCAUGGAUGAGAUGAAGUUCACCGAGGCCAAGAGCAACAUUAAUGACCUGGUGUCAGGAUACCAGCAAUACCAAGACGCCACAGCUGAGGAGGAGGAUUUUGAGGAGUGUGCUGAGAAGGAGGAGGUAGCCUAGAAGAUUCCUUUUCUAGGUAAAGGGAGAAGCAGUGUGGAUUCUUUAGUGUGUUCUGAUAGCCAUUGUCACUACACACUUCUUUGAGUCUUUACAUCUCCUCCUACUGCAUUUUAAAGCACUUUCAUAGUAAGUAGUUUGGCCUAAUAAAACAUUUUUAUAGCAAAAAAAAAUAAAGAAAAAAAAAUAAAUAUAAUACAUAUAU